UACUUACUGAGCUGUGCUGCUUCUUCCAACUUGAAUCCUAGAAGUAGUAGGUACUGGAACGCGGGGCACUUGGACAAUCAGGAUUUCUACUAGAAUUCCUAGGGACUGUAGAGCCACCCUAUGCGAGCGACGGAGCGGCUCAUUUGCCAAGUCUGUUGAGAAGGAAGGCGUCUUGCCAAGUCUGGCAACCCAGCACAUUGCCUUCUGUUUGGACAGAAGCCACACACUCUGCAUCCAUGGCGACUUCCGCUCACGUUGCCAUGCGGCCGCAGGCCCUCUGGACCGGGGGGGGCCCCGCCUCCGCUAGAUCGGCUCCUGCAUUCAACCCGCUCCCCGCACAAGUUGGAUGCCCUCUGGCCACUAAGGAAAAAUGGCAGCGAAUGUGGGGGCAUGCAUCUCUGAGGGCGUCCCUCGACCUGGCAGACUCGAAAGAGGAAGCAGCUCGCAAGACGAGAACUCCUUCCCUUCCACAGCGGCGCUCGGUUCGGUGCCAGAGCGCGCCAAAGUCGAACAGUCCGCCACCUGUCGCCCUGAAGCACUACCUCACCCCCAUCAGCGCGGAUGUCAAAAAGGAGGAGAGCAUGGUCUACCGGCGCACUGUCUUCGGCCACCCCGAGUGGCUGCGCCACAGGAGCAGCACGCGGCACUACCGCCACAUACUCAGCAUCAGUUCGUCACGCGUUAUCUUGGCCUUGGGGCCCCCAGUCCUGGCUCUGACAGGUGGCGCCCUUGCGAUGGCUCUGUACAAUGAGGCCAUUGUUCAUGAUAUUCUCCCGCACGAGCUUCCCCUGCUGAAAGCAUCUGCACUCCCGCUUCAGCUGACAGCCCCAGCCCUGGCGCUCCUGCUGGUCUUCCGGACAAAUGCGUCGUACUCCCGCUUCGACGAGGCGCGUAAGAUGUGGGGUGCGACGCUGAAUCGCGUCCGCGAUUUGGCGCGCCAGGCGCUGUCCUACAUGGACGACAACGAGGAGCGGGAGGAAGUGCUGCGCUAUCUGAUGGCCUUCCCGUACGCGUUCAAGAACCACUUGCUGCGCGAGGACCACAUUGUCGAUGACAUGCGGAACGUUGGACUGAACUCCGACGAGAUCGAGAUCUUGACGUCGACGGAGCACCGGCCGAACUACUGCCUGCAAGUCAUGUCCCAAGUCAUCUCCAAGAACACUGACCUCACCGACUUUCAGCGAGUUAACCUUGACCACAACCUGACCCACUUCCACGACCAAGUUGGAGGCUGCGAGCGUAUCUUCAAGACCCCCCUCCCCCUUUCCUACACGCGCCUGACCAGUCGUUUCCUAGUCCUGUGGCACUUCUUCUUGCCGCUCGCGCUUUGGGACGCGUGCCACUGGAUGGUUGUGCCGGCAACCUUCCUGUCCGCCGCCGCGCUCUUCUGCAUUGAAGAGGUCGGGGUGCUGAUUGAAGAGCCGUUCUCGAUCCUGCCCCUCCACGCGAUUUGCAACACCGCCGAGAAGAACGUCCGGGAGCUGACCCGGCUUCAGGGUGAGCAUCUGAACAAGCGCGCGAUCGGCGGGAAGAAGCAGGCGCAGCUCAACGGGGCGUCUCAGAACGGGGUUGCGGACGGGGCUGCCGCGCGCCGGACGAACGUCCAGGUGACAAACUGAUGCAUUGCAGUUGCUACUUAAGCACCUGCCGUUGGCCGAUGCGGAGGCCUUGGAGAAGAAAUACAGUUGAUCUGGUCUGGAAUAGGGGGAAGAUCAAUUCCCAGAUGUCACGCCUUGGGUUGCUUGCUUGAGUCGACUAAGACUCCAAGUGAUUGUAUGCCAUGACCAGGUAGUCUGCAGAGAAUCAGCCAUGUUAGUCAUGCUGCUUCGAUGUUAGUUUUGCUCAAUAGGUAGGUAGUAUCAGUGUUUGAUUGAUCAAACUCUUAUCUCUGCGCUUGGGUGGCACAGACGCGGGCGCCUAAGCUUGUACUGAUAAAUUUUAUAUAGGGUCAAACCACUGCCAUGUAUGUUCGAAGAAAGUGUGUUCAGUUGUUCCGCGGAUGCAAGA
Messenger RNA from Klebsormidium nitens, 2007 nucleotides. The record is from the annotation of a GenBank genome assembly. Lineage: Eukaryota; Viridiplantae; Streptophyta; Klebsormidiophyceae; Klebsormidiales; Klebsormidiaceae.